GGGGCUAGAUGUGGACGGCAGUGUAAGUGGAUGAGCCCCCCCCCCCACGCGUGGAUUAAAAAAGGACAGCCUUCCGACGCUUCCACUGGCUGACGCGUGGGCCCGGUGUCGGUGCCCGCUAUUAAUAUGACUGUGUUCGGUCAUUGGCCAGCCGACAUGCGGGGGGCCGCAGCGGACACCGUGGGGACGCACGGCGCGUCCGCUUCGUGUCCGCGCCAACGCCUUUCAGGCCCAAAUUUGAGCCUGAAAUGGGUUGGCGUGGACAUGAAGCGGGCACGUUUUGGGUUUGGGUCGGCGCGUUGGGCCGGCGUUUUGAUCUGCGACGACUCAAACGGACACUGGCAGACGAAAUGGGUUGCCCGGUUAGAGUUGCUCAAGUGUCCACCUUUGUGAAGAUUUGAAAACUGUCGUUCAACAAGCAAAUGGGUCAAAAUUGCUCAAUCUGAACAACAUCCACUUUCUUGGGGAGAAGCAUGAUAUCGCCCCCCCCCCCUGCCAGCAUCGUGUCGUCAACACAUCGGUUUCCUCGCUGGAGAGUUGAGGUAUAUCUUCAGUGGCAUUUUCACCCAGGGAUGGAAAAUUGAAUUACGGAGAGCCAAAAGGACGCUUAUAAUAAUUAGCUGUAUAAGCUUUCAGAUGAUCCUGACCCACAGUGGUUCUCUCAUCUUGUUCAAGCUGGAACAUACAUUCUCUUUUUCCAAUAUUUUUCAUUUGCAAUCAAAUGGAAGAACUUCGUAUUGCUAUCACUCUCACGGACAAGUCUUACUUUUGCCCGCCGAGCCCAAUUAAAUUCUUCCUCUCACUUAGCCUCAAUAUCUGUUGCAGAGAGGGGAAUCGAUUCUGCCUUAAUGUCCAAAGCAUUAACAAUUGCGAGAAGACGAUCUUUUUCUUUCUUGUACUCACCGCUAAUACACUUAUCCCAACCCCCAAGGAAUCGUCUAAGGUGCCGGAUUUUAAAUUGCCACUUCCCAAUGUGUCUUCUUUGACCAUUCAUGACCUACAGUAGCUGUCGUAGUCAAAAAACUGCUAGUGAUUACAUGGGUACUAAUGACCGAACCGAAGCCCAAACUGUUGUGUGGGUAGGGUCAGGUCCGGAUGAACUUGUGAACAUAUCUCACAACGAUUGUAAUGGUCCAGGCUGAGUAAUACAAACUACUUUAAAGGGCAGCCCGAUGCAUGUAGUUUCCGCUUGCAGGGUCUGGGAAAGGGUCCGACCACUUUGGAUGUAUACGCGGCAUUCCCUACAUUUCUGCAAGAGUCUGUUUUCAGGAUUCAAACCCGUGACCUCAUGGUCACAAGGCUCCCCUUCUAAUACAAACUACUUUCUUGCAAAUAAAAAAAAACAUGACAUUUGCUAGUAAUAAGCAGAUGUACACUUUGUUAUUAAGACCUAAACAAAUACGGUGUUGCGGGUAACACAAAGAUUGGCCUAUCUUCAACACGCCAUAUUCUAAAAAAAAAUCACACAUCAUUUUCUCAGAUGUUGCUUCCAUGCACAUACUGUGCUUUCAUGUCUAUUUUACCCUCGACCAUUCUACGGCUAGUGAGGCAAGUAGGAGAGACUUAACAUUUGCCUACAUUCUGAUCUGAAACCUUUCUUGGAUGUUUACGUUGCUCCAGUAAACAUCUGCAGCAGAAAUCAGGAAGAAAUAGGAAGCGCCAAGUUGGCUUAUAGCCAUUCUUAUCUUCGAUAAAUUAGUCUUAGAAAGCGCUAAAAUUAGUAAAAUUGGUUUUGAUGCGCACGUAGUCACUAUGCUAACCACAGAAGCCACAAGUCAAAUAUAGCUGACGAACUUCAAACCUUUCAGGGACUGACCCAAAAAAAGGAACAUGCAUGCCAUGGUUCCCUGACGCUACCCAAAAAGUGUGUGGCUUCCCUUCUGCUCGCACCCCGCCCAUCCAACCCUUUGCUCCAUUUCGUGUCAUGCUUCCUCAUGCUUUGCUUUCCCCUUUGCCCCAUUCUUCCUCCUUCAAGCAUUUUCCCCUUCUCCUUGCAUUUACUUUCUUGCCAAAUUUAGGACAGCCCCCACCAGUUCCUCCUCCAUCUGAUGCAUCAUUCUAUCCUGUGUGUUCCCAAUGGAGUUGUCAGGGUAGGGUAAGGUGUCCAUUUGCACGGGGAAGAGGGAGGAGCGAAUCCUUGUUGCUCGAUCUCUCUUUCCCGUAUUCCUCGACUUCAUUCUUCAUUAUCAUUGCGGCUACUUCAUCUGAAAGGAGGAGCAAAAGAUCCUUUUGUUGAUCCAGGAAGAAAAGAAAAAGGUGGCGCAAGAACAGCUUGCUUGUGUAAUUCAAAUGCCUCUUCCUUGAUUUGGGGAAAAGGGAAGGCUUGCAAAUUCUGAAGCAUGGAGGAGAUGCCAAGCGAGAAGAAACAAAGUGAAUCUGGAUCAAUUAAUUGCGCACCUAGUUCAAGCAGCAGCCAGGGCAUUCCCAAUUCACUGGUGAAUAAAGAUGAAGACCUCGCUAUUGGGGUGGUAACAGAGUUAAAGAAGGAGGGGACGCCCAUUGAACAGAAGGAGGAAAGGGCGUCAACGGCUAUCGACUUGAAGGAGGAGGGUACAGCCACCCAACUGAAGGAGGAAGGGGCUUCCAAGGAGGAUGAGGCAGCUGUUGACUCCAAGGAAGAGGGGGCGAAAACCGAAUUGGAGGAAAAGAUGAUGUUAUCCCAGAAGAGAGACUAUGAGAAGGCUAUCGAACUUAAGGGAGAGGGGACAAAGCUAUUCCAGAGGCGGGAUUAUGAGGGGGCGGCCCUUGAGUUUGAUAAGGCAAUAAAGCUCUUGCCAAAGGGGCACGAUGAUAUCGCCUUCCUCCACUGCAAUAUUGCUGCAUGUUACAUGCAUAUGAAACCUGAGAGUUAUGAACGAGCGGUUGACGAGUGCAACGCAGCACUGGAAGCAUCGCCGAAGUAUACAAAUGCAUUGCUGAAAAGGGCACGAUGCUUUGAAGCAUUGGAUAGGCUGGAUCUGGCUUGUGAGGAUGUGCAGAAGGUGCUGAACUUGGAACCAAACAAUGUCACUGCAUUGGAGCUCUACGAGAGCCUUAGGGAGGAGAUGGAGACAGAAAAUUUGUUGGAGAAUCAGGUUGUGUCACCGGUAGAGCCUAAGGCCGGUUUUUCAAAAGAGAAGAUCCAGAGGAAAGUAUCUCGCAGAUUUAGAAACAAUUCCAUAGUUGAGGAGGUGUGGUUGAUUCACGAUGAUGAUGAGCAAGAGAAUGAUGAAGAUGGCAACGAAGAAGAGUGCAGUGAAGAAAACCACAUGGAGAAUGAUUUAAGCAAUGAAGGAAAUGAUACCCGGGAGAUGCCAUCGAGGCAUAAUCAUGACGAGGAUAAAUGGAACACGGAACAGAACCAGGUGAAGCAUGGUCAGCACAAACUAGGAGCAGAUGAUGAAGGCCAACGACCGCAGCAUGCUCCGCGGGAUGUGGAACAAAUGCACCACAAAGAAACAGAGAGUCAAAAUAAGCAUGAAAAGCCCCUCAAAGAGAUAAAGGUGAGAAGUGGUCAGGAUCAGCAGGUAAUGCAUACAAAGCAGAAUCAAGUCGCCGAUAUGGAUGUGCGUCAAAAGCAAAUUGAGGAUGUACCAACCACUAGUCGUAGCAACCAAGAAAUUCACACUGAAAUGUAUGAAAGGUUUAUCAAUGGCAACCAAGCAAGACGCUCCUUACAGCGGCAUACUAGUCGUGGAGGGGACAAGCAGGAAAAGCAAACUUCAGUUAAAGUGGCAAGUCCUGGGGGAGAUGAGCACCAAAAACAGAAGCGCGCAUAUCCUACCGAUGGAGAAACAAAGACUGUAAAGUUUGUUAUGGGAGAUGACAUAAGGAUUGCACUUGUUCCAGAAGACUGUAGUCUACGGCAAGCGAUAAACGUAGCUCGGUGUAAGUACAGUCCCCACCUGAAGGCAAUGCUUCUUAAGUUUCAGGACAUAGAGGGUGACUUGGUGACCAUUACAUCAACUGAGGAACUAAGGUGGGUUGAGGAUCUGAAGCAAGGACCCGCUCGGCUGUACAUAAAAGAAGUAAGUCCUGAGCGCGAGAUCACCAAGGACAUCGUCAUGCCCAAUAUUUCUACGGCAACGCUGGAAAGAAAGCAUAGCAUCUCUGAGUGCGGAAGCGCUAGACACCCAGCAGAAGACAAGAGCUCAUCAUAUGCUGAUGACUGGAUGGUGCAGUUCGCUCGUUUAUUCAAGAACCAUGUUGGUUUUGAUUCUGAUGCAUUAGUGGAUCUCCGUGACCUCGGUACGCGGCUCUGCAUUGAGGCAAUGGAAGACACCAUCACAAGCGAAGAAGCCCAGGAGAUAUUUCAUGCCGCAGAGGCAAAAUUUCAGGAAAUGGCAGCUUUAGCAUUGUUUAACUGGGGCAACAUACACAUGUCUCGCGCAAAGAAACGACUAUUUUUAUCAGAGGAUGCUUCAAAGGACUCUGUACUUUCCCAGGUCAAAACCGCAUAUGAACUGGCAUGCGCUGAAUACGCCAAAGCUGGAAAGAAGUUUGAAGAUACUGUGGAUGUAAAGCCAGACUUUUAUGAAGGCCUUAUUGCGCUUGGAAAUCAACAGUUUGAGCAAGCAAAACUUUCUUGGCGUUAUGCAGAUGCUUGUAAGGUAGACAUGCGAACUGAAGUACUAGAGCUAUUCAAUCGUGCUGAGGAUAAUAUGGAAAAAGGAAUGGAGAUGUGGGAGGGAAUAGAAUACUUGCGACUAAAAGGGUUAUCUAAAUCAAAAAAGGAGAAAAUCCUACUGGAUAAGUUGGGAUUGGAUGGGCACCAAAAAGAUAUAACAGCAGAUGAGGCGUUUGAGCAAGCUUCAAAUAUGCGAUCACAGCUAAACAUUUCAUGGGCCACCAUUCUUUAUGAGCGAUCAGUAGUAGAAUUCCAGUUAGGUCUUGCUAGCUGGGAGGAGAGUCUCACCGAAGCAAUUGAGAAAUUUAAGACCGGUGGAGCUUCGCUGGCAGAUAUCAGUGUAAUGAUAAAGAACCAUUGUGCGAAUGAGAAAACUCAAGAAGGAUUGAGCUUCAAGAUUGAUGAGAUAGUUCAAGCAUGGAACGAAAUGUACGAUGCUAAAAAGUUGGAAAAUGGUAGUUCUUCUUUCCGUCUUGAACCUUUAUUUCGAAGACAGCCUUCGAAGCUGCAUAAUGUACUAGAGCACAUAAAGUACACAUGAGCUUGUAUUUAACAUAGGACUUGAUGCUGUCGACAUGGAUACGAAUGUUGAUACUAAUUGAAAAAGGUAAUUUCAUUCUUUAAUGAGAUGUAUUAUUGAGGUUAUUCCAAGAUAUCUAUUUGAUGUAAUACACUAGUCCUAGAAAAGCAACCGCGGCAACUUUUUCACCAUGCGGAAUCAUUAAAUGUAAACCAUAAUAAUGACUGGAUAUAUAAAAAUUAAGAAUGUGAUACAAUAAAUCACAAUAUCCCUUAUGCAGUGACCAAAGCAAUAAUACCAUAAUGAUAUAACGAAAUGAAGUGUUGUGGGCACUGGGCCACAUUUCACUCUAAUACUCCAACCCUUUCCAAUCAAGCAUCUCCCCCUCUAGACUUCCUCGCUAAGCAGCAACGAUGCUGAAAGAAACUCGAUGGUCAUGCCGGGGACCCUGGAGAACCGUCUCUGAAGAGUUCUAGCGUCCACUAGCACUGGAGGUGGUGGCAUCUAGAUCAGGGCAUCGCCCCUGGGAUAGGAUGACAACAGUGGGUGGCCGAAAAGGCGCAACAUGUACAUCUCCUUUAGUCAUUAGAUCCAUUGAUGGUGACAGCAUGGCAAGGGCGGAGAUGCUUUGAGGAGGCCACUAGCUAGCUCAGUUUUUCAUUGUUCAGG
Molecule: messenger RNA, 5795 nt
Organism: Aegilops tauschii subsp. strangulata
Lineage: Eukaryota; Viridiplantae; Streptophyta; Magnoliopsida; Poales; Poaceae
Product: HSP-interacting protein-like
Molecular function (GO): protein binding
Source: RefSeq, a predicted model, not a curated record